Messenger RNA from Rotaria sp. Silwood1, 1296 nucleotides. The record is from the annotation of a GenBank genome assembly. NCBI's taxonomy places the organism in Eukaryota, Metazoa, Rotifera, Eurotatoria, Philodinida, Philodinidae.
AUGACUGAUAUGGUUGGAAUUCUAUUCCAAAUAACCAUUGAUCCUACAGUAUCAUCAACUCCAUUCGCCUCCAUCCAGGAGGUGAGCUAUUAUAAAGAAGAAGAGGAAAUUCUCUUCACCAUGCACACGGUGUUUCGCAUUGGUGAAGUGCGAAAAAUUGACAACAAUCGUCCACUUUAUCAAGUCGAUCUUAAACUUACGUCAGAUGAUGAUCCACAACUUCGAGAAUUAACUGACUUUAUACGAAAAGAGGUCAGCGGCACUGGAUGGCGUCGAAUGGGUAAAUUGUUACUACAAAUAGGUCAAUUUGACAAGGCCGAAGAACUAUAUCUGGCACUACUGGAACACGCAUCGGAUGAUAGUGAUAGAGCACACAUCUAUCACCAGCUUGGAGUGAUGAAACGAAACCAAGGACAAUACGAAGAAGCAGUUGCAUUUUACGAACAAUCUCUGAAAAUCUACCGAAAAACUCUUCCGGAAGAUCAUCCUUCAUUAGCUCCUACGUACAAUAAUAUUGCUCAAGUGUAUAACGACAUGGGUGACUACUCGAAAGCACUUGAAUUUUACGAAAAAUCACAUAAAAUCUUCGAAAAAGCUCUGCCUUCGAAUCAUCCUGAUUUGGCUAAGUCCUACAACAAUAUCGGUCAAGUGUACAAUAAUUUGGGUAACUACUCCAAAGCUCUUGAAUUCUAUGGAAAAGAUCUCGAAAUUAGGAAGAAAGCUCUGCCUCCAACACAUCCUGAUUUGGCUAUUCCCUACAGUACUAUCGGUCAAGUGUAUAAUAACAUGGGUGACUACUCGAAAGCACUUGAAUUUUACGAAAAAGAUCUAGAAAUCACAAAAAAAGCUCUGCCUUCGAAUCAUCCUGAUUUGGCUACUUCAUACAGCAACAUCGGUCAAGUGUAUAAUAACAUGGGUGACUACUCGAAAGCACUUGAAUUUUACGAAAAAUCACAUAAAAUCUUCGAAAAAGCUCUGCCUUCGAAUCAUCCACAUUUGGCUACUUCAUACAGCAACAUCGGUCAAGUGUAUAAUAACAUGGGUGACUACUCGAAAGCACUUGAAUUUUACGAAAAAUCACUUAAAAUAAGAGAAAAAGCUCUGUCUUCGAAUCAUCCUGAUUUGGGCUAUUCGUACGGCCAUAUCGCUACAGUGUAUCGCGGCAUGGGUGAUUACUCAAAAGCACUAUCAUUUGCAGAAAAGUCACUUGGUAUCGUACAGAAAUCACUUCCAUCAACACACCCUCUAUGUCAACGAAUGACAGAUAUCAUUAACGAUAUAAAAAAGAAAAUGUAA